CUCAACACAACCAAGACUGUCGAUGGGAAAUCCACCUUCCUGCACAUUCUUGCCAAAUCACUUAGCCAACACUUCCCAGAGCUUCUGGGAUUUGCCAAGGACCUUCCUACAGUGCCGCUCGCUGCCAAAGUGAACCAGAGAACAUUAACAGCAGACCUUAACGACCUUCACGCCACCGUCAGUGACAUACAGAUGGCCUGUCGCAACAUGCCCGCCACCGCGGAGGACAGAUUCGCAAUCGUCAUGACUUCCUUUCUGGAGAGCGCCCAGCCGGCCAUGCGGUCUCUGGACGACCUGCAGCACAAGGCCAUGGAGGACUUCAGCAAGGUGCUCUCCUUCUUUGGGGAAGACUCCAAAGUGACAACUUCGGAAGCUUUCUUCGGCAUUUUUGCAGAAUUCAUGAGCAAGUUUGAG
Messenger RNA from Tinamus guttatus (white-throated tinamou), 414 nucleotides. NCBI's taxonomy places the organism in Eukaryota, Metazoa, Chordata, Aves, Tinamiformes, Tinamidae. The record is from RefSeq and is a predicted model, not a curated record.